AAAAGAAACAGCUAACGAAAUGAAUGUAGACAAUAUGUUUUAAGAUCCGUUAAAUCACCGUUAUGAUUGGAUUCUCGACAGUGUUACCUAUAACAUAACAAUGACCCCAGAUGGCCCCUCCGGUUUCUCCAAAGGUUGACAAACUGAAUAAUACUUAGAAUAAGCAUGUAUUAGUCAGCACACGAUGUAUCUAACCAUGUAUGCAUCCCUCAAAACCAUGUGACGGAAAACUUGUCUCCAAAGAAGCAAGCAAAGCGACAUUGGUGAUUUUGUCCCCAAUAUUUUAAAGAAUCUGAUACAGAUCUGUCAUUAAAAAUAUGACAAAACAGAUCACCUAGUGUUCUGUAUAACUGUAUUCCAGUCCUCCAGCAACAGCAGUUGCUCCCCAAAUGCCUGAUGCAUCUUAAGCCCAAAAGGCAUCCACUAAUUUAUUUGCUAAUUUAUAGAGGUGAUCAUCUAACACAAGAAAUAAAAUAACACACAGGGGCUUUGCUCCCAUGCAAAAGCCCCCAGUGUCCUGAACAGAGGCAGGUCGUCCUGCCUCCAGUGGCUUGAAUGAAAAUUAAACCUUACAGACAAUUCAAUUCAUUGUGUAAGAAUCCAUCCAAAACCAGCUCUUUACUCGAAAGUCUUUGCCAUAUUAUUAGGUGGUCACUGGUCAGGCAACACAAUCAAUGAGACAGCCCUGACACCACCCUUGAUUGUGUUGAAUCUGUGAUUAAAAAAAAAUAUGGCUUGUACUAUUACGACAUUUUUUUGCGCAAUAUAAUUACAUUGACAGCAUGCACCUCAAAUGUAACAUCCAAAUACUGAAGAAACCAAUACCCUCAACAAGUAUUUGACUGCUCGCAGAAAUCUAUCCAUCUAUAGAGUCCAAUAACAAGGUUAACCUAGUCGCCUGGCCAUUACCAUUUUACCAUCCAACAGGGCAAGAUUUUGUUUGACCAACAGGAAUGUAUUCUUUAAGACAGAAAGCAGUAGGUUUAAAUUAGGAAGCAUUUUUUUUACAGUAUUUGCUUUUCAGGCUAAAGUCAGGUCUUUGGAAUCUUUCAGCUAAUCUAGCCUAGUUCACUACAUGUCUCCACAGGCACUAGCUUCAGUUCCAAAUGCACAGUGGAAUGGACAGCACACUCAAUUGGCAACCGAGUUCCCAACCAGCACUCCCUUUCGCCAACCCAAAGCCAGAUGGAAAUGGAAUGCCCUGCAACAUCAGAAACCUGGACCUCUCUAUAGGUUAAAAUGGGGGGAGCUAAUGACAGUGGUCACACAUAGCUAGGUUGCAACCACCAGGCACAUGGCGAGUAGUGGUAGGGCCAAAGUCUACUCCACCUCGCCUGGAUGGCUGUGAUUAGGCCACAAUGGCCAGGCACCAACUUUGAAGCGCCACUAUCUGAGUAUCUGAUCAUUCCUCAUCAGCAGCAGCUACACUGAAUGAAACUACAUAUUCUAACCUCAGCAUCUUUGAUGCGCUUCACUUUGAUUCUUCCUGUCUACCUAGGUUAAAAUGGACCAAGCCCCCCCUCAUGUCAUGUACCAAGGAAAUAGUAAUACAUUAUUAUGUGGACACACCCCCAAAGUUCUCCUUGGUAGGCUAUAAAUGCGUGGCCAUGACAUCUGCAUUGUUCUCUACACCGCACACCAUCCCUGCUAUCCCUCUCCAGCACUAGCAGCAAAAGCUUUUGCCACAAAAGAGAAGUAAGCUAGCAGAAAUGGCCAUGAACCACCCUCUCUUCUCCCAGGAGCAACCCCAGUCCUGGCCAUGGGGUGUGGCCAUGUACGCCAACUUCCACUACCACCACCACUACGAGAAGGAGCACAUGUUUGAGAAGCCCCUGACGCCCAGUGACGUGGGGAAGCUGAACCGGCUGGUGAUCCCCAAGCAGCACGCCGAGAGGUACUUCCCCCUCGGCGCCGGCGACGCCGCCGACAAGGGCCUGAUCCUGUCGUUCGAGGACGAGGCCGGCGCGCCGUGGCGGUUCAGGUACUCCUACUGGACGAGCAGCCAGAGCUACGUGCUCACCAAGGGCUGGAGCCGCUACGUCAAGGAGAAGCGCCUCGACGCCGGCGACGUCGUGCACUUCGAGAGGGUGCGCGGCUCCUUCGGCGUCGGCGACCGUCUCUUCAUCGGCUGCAGGCGCCGCGGCGACGCCGCCGCCGCGCAAACACCCGCACCGCCGCCCGCCGUGCGCGUCGCCCCGGCUGCACAGAACGCCGGCGAGCAGCAGCCGUGGAGCCCAAUGUGUUACAGCACGUCGGGCGGCGGCUCAUACCCUACCAGCCCAGCCAACUCCUACGCCUACCGCCGCGCAGCAGAUCAUGAUCACGGGGACAUGCACCAUGCAGACGAGUCUCCGCGCGACACGGACAGCCCAAGCUUCAGUGCAGGCUCGGCGCCAUCGAGGCGGCUCAGGCUGUUCGGCGUCAACCUCGACUGCGGGCCAGAGCCGGAGGCAGACACCACGGCAGCGGCAACAAUGUACGGCUACAUGCACCAGCAGAGCUCCUAUGCUGCCAUGUCUGCAGUACCCAGUUACUGGGGCAAUUCAUAAGAAGAUUGACUAUGAGAUCUGAUCUGAGGCCAUGCCUGCAUGAUCAUAAUUCAUAAGUCCUAGCAAGCAACAGUGGAAGAACUAGUUGCUACUGCUCUGCAUUCAGUGACAGGUUUAAAUUGUGACUUGUGGAAGGACAAGGAAGGAAGUGGGGGGGAACUCCCUUGUUUCCCGGGCAAAUGCAUAUUCCUUCCAUCCCCAUAGUGCCUUUUUUCUAGGUUAUUUUCUUCUUCAUCUUGGCUUCCAGAAACCCUACUUACUGUAUGGGCCCCUGGCAGCAGACAUGGAUGGGGAGGUUUCAGGAAACAUCAAGUUGAAAAGGAGAGGGGAAUUGAAGAGACAGGCAGAGAGCUGUAUGUAUGUCAGUAUGUGUCAUCUGUCUGUAUAGUGGGUCCAAGAACAAACCCUGAAGCUGAUGUAUUCACUCCUGCCUCCUCAGGAAACAUAACUUUAUCCCCAUUUCACCUCUUCUACUGUGCUUGACCUGAUGCAAUCAAUUGUUGAUGGACCAGAUGCAAUUAUGCAAUGCUUCCAUUUGUUGCAAUCCAAUAGGUUCACCGAUUA
Oryza sativa Japonica Group (Japanese rice) is the source of this 3113-nucleotide messenger RNA. NCBI's taxonomy places the organism in Eukaryota, Viridiplantae, Streptophyta, Magnoliopsida, Poales, Poaceae. The record is from RefSeq and is a predicted model, not a curated record.